Molecule: messenger RNA, 387 nt
Organism: Mytilinidion resinicola
Lineage: Eukaryota; Fungi; Ascomycota; Dothideomycetes; Mytilinidiales; Mytilinidiaceae
Product: WD40 repeat-like protein
Exons: 1
Biological process (GO): negative regulation of transcription by RNA polymerase II
Cellular component (GO): transcription repressor complex; nucleus
Molecular function (GO): protein binding
Source: RefSeq, a predicted model, not a curated record
ACGCUCGAGGGCUAUAGCGGUUCGGUCCGCUUAGUGGCCUUCUCUCACGACUUAACGCGGCUGGCGUCUGCGUUAGACGACGAGACAGUUAAGAUCUGGGAUGCGAGCAGUGGCGAGUGCCUGCAGACGCUCGAGGGCUAUAGCGAUGCGGUUAACUUAGUGGCCUUCUCUUACGACUUAACGCGGCUGGCGUCUGCGUUAGACGAUAAGACAGUUAAGAUCUGGGAUACAAGCAGUAGCGAGUGCCUGCAGACGCUUAACGUUGGCAAGGUGCCUAGCAAUAUAUUAUUUAACACUACUGGCUUAUAUCUUCACACUAAUAUUAGUACUAUUAGUGUUAAUUUAAACGGGCAGGUAUAUAAUAUUUAUUUCCUGUUAUAUAUUUAA